CAUUGUUCACGCGUUCACGCGUGGUCUCCCUUCAUCCUGACUGUCCACGUCCGAUAUGGAUAGCUAUAAAAGCUAUAGAAGCCGAUUAACUGCCCACUGACGACAACCAUGUUACUCACAGACCUCCCCAGUAUGAAUUCAUAGUAUCCUUGAGCAUGUUACCAGAAAUCAAACACAACGGCUUUCAAAGGCUUGUACUCAACUCGCAAAAGUCACCAGAGAUAAAGGAGUAUGGCUGCGACUACUGCGACGACAAGAACGGAAAAUACCACUUCCUCCUAAUCUUCGCCAUGACAGUCCCUCACAAAUUGAUCUCUCAUCUACGGCGUUGGAAGAUAUUGUUACUUCCAACAAUCUUGUAGAUGAGCUCUGGUCUCUUCCACGACAAUCUGGAUUCCAUAUGCUGCAACCGAGAGUAAGAAGCUGCCUGCUUGGAUUGGAAGUGUUCCUCGAUCGAUGGGUUCUUGCUAUUUAUGCGGAUGGGUUUCUCAAUGUUUGGGAUCUAGAGGGAGAGGGACAAAGCAGAUGGGCUAACACGACCAUCCAUCCCGACCAAUGCGCCUCUUAUACCUCGACGUUUGACACCACAAGUCUGCGAGUAACAUUGGCGGUAGUGGCAUCUAGGAUACUGCCUGCAAUUAGUCGAAAAGCAAUGGUAUACGAAAUCCAGUUGUCUGAAACAUGCGCUCCUACUUUCAACGUCAUAUGCGUCUUCCCACUGUCAGCAUCGUCCAGCACAGCUCGCCGGUUAGACGUUUCUAAAGGCCUUCUGGCCUUCUCCCAGCUUUGCACGAUCUCCCUCUUCCGCUGGCCUUCAAAUCAUCGUGACGAUAUAUUCGAGUCCGAUUCGUGCAAUAUUCGUACAUAUCAAGAGGAACGGGAAGAGAUGUACACAACGAUACACACACUCGAGUUCGUGGGUCCCUAUAUAUUGGUAUUAAAAACACGCUCUGUCGAGAUCCACCCUAUUCCCCCACAAUUCUGCAACACCAACACCCCUUGCACCCUACCGACAUUGAGACACCACUUUCGAAAAUACAGCUUUCGAGACUUUUGUGUCGCACAAGUUGAGAAGAACGGAGACGACACUUAUGUCGUUAAAUUUCUCGCAUCUGAUGUCAUCCAAGGCCUGUUCUUCUUCUCUUCGACCAUCACAAUCCCUUCGAAUCCUCUAGAAGAGCCCACGCUUCACGUCGAUCUGGUGUAUAUCCAUUCUAUGAUUCCUAGCAUCCCAGUCCGUCGUCUCAAACAAAACGAACACGCCCUUCAACCCUCUGACGAGGCCUCAGGCUCUUCCGGGCGUCUCGUCUUGAACACCGGACAUGUACGCUCCCCGUUCUUCGUCAGUGCAUUCGCGAUGGGACCCCAGGGCAUGCGUGGAGUGUGGAUUGAGAGAAGAAGGGGAACGAUGGCUAAACAUAUCGUUACUUGUCGAUUUACGACUGAAACAGAAGAAGAGGGGGAAGAGCUUCUUGGUGAUUCAGAGGCCGAAGCUGGUUUAGCGGACGCUCCAAUUCUUUUGGAUGGACGUGUUGUUCAUACGUUGAAAUCCCCUGAUCUUAAUGGUACUGGCUUUCUCGUUCUCGCUAUCCGAUGUCCUGGCUGACGUUGAUCCCACCUUCUGGUUUUGGUAGAGGAUUUGAUGCACUGUGCUCUUGGGGAAGUAGGUGGUAUUAUUGUUGUGGGAAAUCGGUCAGGGGAUGUACUACUGUUAGAUAUUGGGGUUUAAACACGUCGGACUUAGCCAAUGGAUGACUGCAUUGAAACCUUGAAAACCAUGCCCGG
Molecule: messenger RNA, 1785 nt
Organism: Marasmius oreades (fairy-ring Marasmius)
Lineage: Eukaryota; Fungi; Basidiomycota; Agaricomycetes; Agaricales; Marasmiaceae
Exons: 4
Coding region: 401-1606 (401 amino acids)
Molecular function (GO): protein binding
Source: RefSeq, a predicted model, not a curated record